Bipolaris maydis ATCC 48331 is the source of this 1569-nucleotide messenger RNA. Its product is annotated as ammonium transporter AmtB-like domain-containing protein. Gene Ontology annotation, molecular function: ammonium channel activity. The record is from RefSeq and is a predicted model, not a curated record. Lineage: Eukaryota; Fungi; Ascomycota; Dothideomycetes; Pleosporales; Pleosporaceae. Gene Ontology annotation, cellular component: plasma membrane. Gene Ontology annotation, biological process: ammonium transmembrane transport.
AUGUCGCACUCAUGGAUCGGUGCUCCCGCACAAUUCAAUGGGACCAAUGCCAUUACUGGUGGUGACUCUGUCACCGAGAAUCUCAACCAAUGGUACCAGGCGGGUGACCAGGCCUACAUCCUCGUGGCUUCGGCCAUGGUGUUGACCAUGGUUCCUGGUCUAGCUUUCCUCUACUCCGGUCUUGCUCGCAGAAAGUCCGCCCUCUCCCUCAUCUGGGCCUGCAUGUUCUCCGCCUCCGUCAUCACCUUCCAGUGGUACUUUUGGGGAUACUCGCUCGCGUUCGGCCCCUCCACAAAUGGCUUCAUCGGCAACCUCGACAGGUUUGGUCUCAAGGGCGUACUCGGUGCCCCUAGUCAGGGUAGUCCUCUGAUUCCCGAGCUGCUGUACUCUUUCUACCAGCUACAAUUCUGCGCUGUCACUGCCGCUAUUGUUGUCGGUUGCGUUGCUGAGCGCGGUCGCUUGAUCCCCAUGAUGGUCUUCAUCUGGCUUUGGGCCACAAUCGUAUACUGCCCCGUCGCUUAUUGGGCCUGGAACGCAAACGGCUGGUUCUUCAAAUGGGGUGGCCUGGACUAUGCUGGUGGCGGUCCUGUCGAGAUCGUGUCUGGAUGCAGCGCCUUGGCAUACUCCAUGAUUCUCGGACGUCGCCAGGAAAAGAUGAUGCUCAACUUCCGCCCUCACAACGUCUCUUUGAUCACUCUCGGAACCGUAUUCCUAUGGUUUGGUUGGUUGGGCUUCAACGGCGGCUCUGCUUUCGGUGCCAACCUCCGCGCCGUCAUGGCCUGCUGGAACAGCAACCUUACUGCCAUGUUUGCUGCCAUGACCUGGGUUAUUCUUGAUUGGCGUCUUGCUCGCAAGUGGUCCAUGGUUGGCUGGUGCUCAGGUACCAUUUCUGGACUUGUUGCUGCUACUCCCGCCUCUGGUUUUAUCCCUCCAUGGGCCAGCGUUGUCCUCGGUAUUACCACUGGCAUUGUCGCUAACUUUGCCACCAAGAUCAAGUUCUGGAUCAAGAUCGACGAUUCUCUCGAUGUGUUCGCUGAGCACGGCGUCGCCGGCAUGUGGGGACUGUUCUUCAACGGCAUUUUUGGUGCCAACUACAUCAUUGGUCUUGACGGCGUCAACAACGGACUCCCUGCUGGUGCCAUUACUGGCGACGCGCCCGCUGUCUAUAAGCAGAUUGCUUACAUUGUCGCUUGCACCGCUUACUCCUUCGUCGUCAGCGCUAUCCUCGCUUUUGUCAUCGACAAGAUUCCUGGUCUGAAGCUUCGCGCGUCCGAAGAGGCCGAGCUUCUUGGUAUGGAUGACGACCAACUUGGCGAGUUCGCCUACGACUACGUCGAGGUCCGCCGUGACUACCUUGCGUGGACCCCUGCCAAGGGUGCUCCUCUCGAUGGUGAGCACUCGGUGCCCCAAGGAGAACGCCACGGUAUUCCCCAGCACAGCCAGAUGCUUGAGGGCAAGGCGCUCUCAGAGAAUUCCAGUCAUGACCACGACCACACUGGCAUUGGUGGUGACAGGCAUGCUGUUGCCAUGGGUCCCGAGCACAACAACGAAAAGCAGGUCAAGACCUAA